ACUUCCUGGAGGAGCUGAAACACGAGAUUGGAGGUUAAGGAGAGACUGGAUCAUGAAGGACCUUAUCUGGAGCCAACAGUCAGGCCUAAAGACCCUUGCUGGGGCUCCUCUCAGACAUCUGGCUUCCUGGGUUGCUGGUCUUUCAGGGCAGGACUGAGGGGAGCUCAUCUGCCAGAAGAUUUGGGGAGCUGGGGAUCUGUAGCCAAGCCAAGAACCGCCUCUGUGCACAAAGACAACCGCUCUGCUUUCCAUUCUGCUGCCCAAGACAACCACAUCCUCCUCACACACCCCACAGGCUCCCAUGGAGAGCUCAGAUGCAGAAAUGGACCUCCAGAGGAGCGUGCAAGCUGUGCUCCGGGAGCUUAGUGCUCAGGCCCCAGCCCUGCAGAGCAACCAGGGCAUGUGGAGAUGGUCCCUGCACAAGAAGGUAGAGCGAGAUCCCGGGAGGAACCCAGCGCUGGUCCGAAUUCUGCUCCGAGAGCUGGAGAAGGCAGAGAGCGAGGACCUCUGGCACGUGAUCAUUCCCCUGCUGCACACCCUGAUGUACACGCUCACUAAGGCCACAGGCAUCACGGAAGAGCUCUACCGUAAAACCUAUGCCUUCUGCACCAGGUUACUGACCCUGCCCACCCCCUACUGCACCGUCGCUUUGGACUGCGCCAUAAGGCUGAAAACGGAGAUAGCGGUGCCAGGAACGCUGUACCAGAGGACGGUCCUUGCAGAACAGAACUUGAUGAGCGAACUGUAUCCCUACCAGGAGAGAGUGUUCCUCUUCGUGGAUCCCGAGCUGGUGUCUGCCUCGGUGUGCAGUGCCCUGCUGCUGGAGAUCGAGGCUGCCCAGGAGCAGCAGACACCUGAGGCCUGCAUGCGCCACGUGGUCUCCCACGCCCUGCAGGCAGCUCUGGGGGAGGCCUGCCAGCCCGGAGCUCUGCACAGGAAGCUGCAGGCCAGCUCCCGCCGCGUCCUGGAGCACUACUUCCACUCCGUGGUGACUGCGGUGGAGCAGAUGGCAGGCGAGGCCAGCCCGAGCCGCGCCGAACACCUGGAGAGGCUGGAGGAGAUUUACUGCUCGCUGCUGGGGCCGGCGGCGGCCGCGCGGGGGCGCUGCGGCAGUGACCAGGACCGGCCACCAAGCAUCCCCCUGCCCAGUCCCUACAUCACCUUCCACCUGUGGACGGACCAGGAGCAGCUCUGGAAGGAGCUGGUGCUCUUCCUGUGCCCGCAGUCCCAGCUACGUCUCAGUGCUGACUUGGAGGCCUUGGAUCUGCAGGGCCUCGGGCCAGACCGGGACUUGGUCCGUGUGUCCAUGCUGUCCACAGACAGUGGUAUCGAGCGGGACCUUCCUUUGGGGGCCGACGAACUCCUUAACCCCAGCAGCCCUGAGAUGGAGCGGGCUGGGCUGCAGCGCAAAGGGGGAAUCAAGAAGCGUGUGUGGCCCCCAGAUUUCUCCAUGCCUGGCAGCUGGGAUGGGCCCCCGGGGCUCCACCGGAGGACGGGCAGGCCCAGCGGGGAUGGAGAGCUGCUGCCUGGCGUGUCCCGGGUGCACACGGCCCGGGUGCUGGUGCUCGGGGAUGACAGAAUGCUAGGCCGCCUGGCCCAGGCCUACCACAGACUCAGGAAACGGGAGACCCAGAAGUUCUGCCUCACCCCCAGACUCAGCCUGCAACUCUACUACAUCCCAGUGCUGGCACCCCAGGAGCCCACAGGGUCCAGGACACCUGAGCUGGGAGAGCUGGCCACGUUCCUGGGCCGCGCAGAUCCUUGGUACGAGAGUACCGUCAACACCCUGUGUUCCGCCAUCCACAAACUGGCUGAAAUGCCACUCUGUCUGGACACGGCCCGGACUGUGGACCCCUUCAUCCUCGAUGUCAUCACCUACUAUGUCCGCAUGGGCACCCAGCCCAUCUAUUUCCAGAUCUACGUGGUCAAGAUCUUCAGCGACCUGAGCCGGGACUCUACAGAGGACAUUUUCCUUACUGAGCUGAAAGUGAAGAUCCAAGACUCCAAAUCCCCCAAAGAGGGCACUUCACCAAGAAGGCGGGGGGCCACAGAGGGCCCAGGUGCUGAGCUCUCCAUCUGCUACCAGAAGGCUCUGCUCAGCCACCGGCCCCGAGAGGUCACUGUUUCCCUGAGGGCCACUGGGCUGGUCCUGAAGGCCAUUCCCGACAGGGACACUGAAGGGUCCCCCGACUGCCCCCCCGCUGCUGCUCCUGUUAUGGCUCACACGUGUCUGAACGUCAGCGUGACAGAGGUGGUGAAGUCCUCCAACCUGGCGGGAAGGACCUUCUCUACAGUGACAAACACCUUUCGGACCUCCAGCAUCCAGAUCCAGAGCCAAGACCAGAGGCUGCUGAUGCUAUUGCUGGACAAAGAUAAUCGGCGCACUUUCAGAGAUGUGGUCAGAUUUGAAGUGGGCCCCUGCCCAGAGCCAUGUUCCAGGACCCAGAAGCCCAAGAUGUCAUGGACCACUUCACAUGGACAGAAGGAGAUGGAAACAACCCAAGCCACGUCCAAACCCCUUCUAAUGCCCAUCAACACAUUCUCCGGCAUUAUCCAGUGAGCCCACUGGGUAGGCGGGCCCAUGGGCAGCAGGCCCAAGAGGACGGAAAUACUACCCUCAUCAAAGCCCUGACACUCACACUGACAGCCAGAAUAAGCCCAGGUCCACUGGGCGGCUCUGGUUUGGACUAUGAGUCAGUGAGUACCUGGGAGCUGUGAGGGAAAAGGACCCACACUACGGCCAGAAGAUCACUCGGGCAAAGUGGUGACCCCAUGUGGGCAGGCACACAGCCCCGCUCCUCCCAAGAAUGCCCACUCCUACAUUUAUUCUCAACUCCCACUUCUUCUGCCAUCUUGGCCCACUCAAACUCCCCACCCAGCCCUUAAAACCAAGUUCAGAGGUGCUGUGCAGCCUGAGCCCUGUGGCUGAGGGGAAAGUCAGAAGUAAAGACCAUUGCACCUGCUCCCUCCCACCCCAGCCAGGGACUCCCCCAGUGGAAGGGAGAAUGUCAGAGUCAAUAAAUGCACACUAAUGUGUCUCUGUUCUCAUCUAA
Chinchilla lanigera (long-tailed chinchilla) is the source of this 3053-nucleotide messenger RNA. RefSeq names its product phosphoinositide-3-kinase, regulatory subunit 6 (gene Pik3r6). Bases 302 to 2560 code for a protein of 752 amino acids. The record is from RefSeq and is a predicted model, not a curated record. Gene Ontology annotation, cellular component: phosphatidylinositol 3-kinase complex, class IB. Gene Ontology annotation, molecular function: 1-phosphatidylinositol-3-kinase regulator activity. Gene Ontology annotation, biological process: positive regulation of MAP kinase activity; G protein-coupled receptor signaling pathway. The transcript has 21 exons. Lineage: Eukaryota; Metazoa; Chordata; Mammalia; Rodentia; Chinchillidae.